Messenger RNA from Sorex araneus (European shrew), 4565 nucleotides. RefSeq names its product kelch like family member 14 (gene KLHL14). The record is from RefSeq and is a predicted model, not a curated record. Lineage: Eukaryota; Metazoa; Chordata; Mammalia; Eulipotyphla; Soricidae. Gene Ontology annotation, molecular function: protein binding. Bases 765 to 2651 code for a protein of 628 amino acids. The transcript is spliced from 8 exons.
CUCACCGCGCUCCGCUGCACUUUCCCGGCAGAAGAAAGGGCUUGCUCGGCGCCCUCACACACUGGCCCAGGACUUUCUCGGGGCAGCACGGAUAAUCGGAGGGGUUCCCAGGGCUGGAAAGGCGAAGAUUCGCCACCCUCCCGCCCGCACGCUUGCUGGACCCCUUCUCCUGUCCCUCCCCCAAACUGGACCGACAGCAAAAUAAAAAGGGAAAAAGAAAAAAAGCAAAGCUGCAGGCUGAAGUUGACCUGGAACCUUCCGAAUUCGGUCUCCUCAACGCUCUCGGGGCGCCCCCUCGGCUCCCCACUCCCCGGCCUUUCCCUUCAUCCCGCCCGGCAUGGACACAAGCCCACGAGGUGUCUCGGCCUCAGCCGCCACUUUGCCGUCGCUGCUGCCACCGCGGGCGUUGCCAAAAGCCGAGAGCCCGGGUGGCUUUUAGCAAAGUGAGGGGUGAAGUGUGCGGGAGGUGGCGAGGAGUGGCAGGGAGCAGAACGGGUGCCCGGACCCCCCAGACAGGCCCCUUCUGGUGGCGCUCACGGAUCCAGCACCUUCAGACCUUCCUCUAGGGUCGGGGUCCCCCAGCGCGCCGGGAAGGAGUCACGCUGAGCACUGAUUGUCGUUCUUCGCCCUCCCCACCCCUCACACCCUUCCCCACCCCGACCACACCCCACCCCCUCCACUACCCUUCUCCCCUCCCUCCCAUCCCCCACCCGUCUGCCAGGUCGGAGGAGGGUUUAAAGCCAGGUGCGCCGAGUCAGCUCGCCAUGUCCAGAUCCGGGGACAGGACCUCCACCUUCGACCCCAGCCACAGCGACAACCUGCUGCACGGCCUCAACCUGCUGUGGAGGAAGCAGCUGUUUUGCGACGUGACCCUGACGGCCCAGGGCCAACAGUUCCACUGCCACAAGGCCGUGCUGGCCUCCUGCUCGCAGUACUUCCGAUCGCUCUUCUCCAGCCACCCUCCUCUCGGGGGAGGGGGCGGCGGCCAGGACGGCCUGGGGGCUCCCAAGGACCAGCAGCAGCAGCCGCCGCCGCAGCAGCAGGCGCCGCAGCAGCCGCCGCCGCAGGAGGAGCCCGGGACGCCUUCCUCCUCCCCCGACGACAAGCUGCUGACCAGUCCCCGGGCCAUCAACAACCUAGUGCUGCAGGGCUGCUCGUCCAUUGGGUUGCGCCUGGUGCUCGAAUACCUCUACACGGCCAACGUGACCCUGUCCCUGGACACCGUGGAGGAGGUGCUGUCGGUCAGCAAGAUCUUGCACAUCCCCCAGGUCACCAAGCUCUGCGUGCAGUUCCUCAACGACCAGAUCUCGGUGCAGAACUACAAGCAGGUGUGCAAGAUCGCCGCGCUGCACGGCCUGGAGGAAACCAAGAAGCUGGCCAACAAGUACCUAGUGGAGGAUGUGCUGCUGCUUAACUUCGAGGAGAUGCGCGCCCUGCUGGACUCGCUGCCGCCCCCCGUGGAGUCGGAGCUGGCGCUCUUCCAGAUGUCCGUGCUGUGGCUGGAGCACGACCGCGAGACCCGCAUGCAGUACGCGCCCGACCUCAUGAAGCGCCUCCGCUUCGCGCUCAUCCCGGCCCCGGAGCUGGUGGAGCGGGUCCAGUCGGUGGAUUUCAUGCGCACCGACCCGGUCUGCCAGAAGCUGCUGCUGGACGCCAUGAACUACCACCUGAUGCCCUUCAGGCAGCACUGCAGGCAGAGCCUGGCCAGCAGAAUUCGCUCUAACAAGAAAAUGCUGUUAUUGGUUGGAGGAUUGCCUCCUGGGCCGGACCGGCUCCCCAGCAAUUUGGUGCAGUACUACGAUGAUGAAAAGAAGACAUGGAAAAUACUUACGAUUAUGCCAUACAACAGCGCCCACCACUGCGUCGUGGAGGUAGAAAACUUCUUGUUCGUGUUGGGUGGAGAAGACCAAUGGAACCCCAAUGGAAAACACAGUACAAAUUUUGUCAGCCGAUAUGACCCACGAUUUAAUAGCUGGAUACAACUCCCACCAAUGCAAGAAAGAAGGGCCAGUUUCUAUGCCUGUCGGUUGGACAAGCAUUUAUACGUCAUUGGUGGAAGGAAUGAAACCGGCUACUUGUCUAGCGUGGAGUGCUACAACCUAGAAACAAACGAAUGGCGUUACGUGUCCUCUUUGCCUCAGCCGCUGGCCGCUCAUGCAGGAGCAGUGCACAACGGGAAGAUUUACAUUUCAGGGGGUGUACAUAACGGAGAAUAUGUCCCUUGGCUAUAUUGCUAUGACCCUGUAAUGGAUGUCUGGGCUCGAAAACAAGAUAUGAACACAAAACGCGCCAUCCACACUUUGGCUGUAAUGAAUGAUCGCUUGUAUGCAAUUGGAGGAAAUCAUUUGAAAGGUUUCUCCCACCUUGACGUAAUGCUUGUAGAGUGCUAUGACCCAAAAGGUGACCAGUGGAACAUUCUUCAGACUCCCAUUUUGGAGGGUCGAAGUGGGCCUGGCUGUGCAGUGCUUGACGACAGCAUUUACCUAGUGGGAGGCUACAGUUGGAGUAUGGGGGCCUACAAGUCAUCUACAAUAUGCUAUUGUCCUGAAAAAGGCACCUGGACAGAACUCGAAGGAGAUGUGGCAGAACCACUGGCAGGCCCAGCCUGUGCAACAGUCAUCCUGCCUGCCUGUGUACCUUAUAACAAAUAACACCAGGAAGCCCAGAAAUGAACAAUAUCAUAUUCUAGGAGUGCCAAGUGACAUCACUGUUAUGGUCACAUCAAUGCAUUCUAAUGGUACAACUGUGGAAACCCACCUUCAGUUUCUGAUGAUUUACAAAUAACUGCAAAAGAAAAAGACCUGUUCUUGAACAGCUAAUGCAUCUGAAACUCGGAUCACACCAAACAUUCUGUGAUGACUGUCUCUUCCAUUUCAGACUGGUUUUAACUUGUCCCAGCUUUACAAAAACUCAUGUGAAUCUUAACUUCAGAAAGGAGAAAGAUAAAAUACAGAAGAAUGCCCCCAGAGAGACCUAAGAUCAGUAUUGUGCAUUGUAAUCUACUUGCAUGUGCUCUAUGUUAAAGUUUUGGGGAUAUUGUGUUCAUAAAUUAUUUGAAAUUGGACCCACCAAACUACCUACAACCGCAUUACAGAAAUUACCACUUGAUUCUAUAUUCCUAAUCUAUGGCUACUUCACAGACACCAUAGGCAACACAAUUAUAGAAAAUCAUUUCAGAUUAAUGAGGAGAGUUUUUCUUUCUAUAAUUUCUGCCCUUAACAGAGCAUAAUGGAACAAGAGAAGAGAAAGAUAUUAUAUUUUGUAGCAAUUGCUUUCUACCCUAUAGAUCCUAGGCUAACCAGAGUCAAAAUAUCUGUUUGUCAAAUUUAUCUUUAAAAAUGAAGAAAAUAUGUAUAAUGUGUCACUAAUCAGUUAUCAAAGGCUUGUGAUUUCUCUUUUUUUCUUGCAAUACAUGUUAUGAACACACUUGUCAUUUAUUUCAGAUAGUAGGACUGAGAAAUCAGCCUAUAGUAAAAUACAACAGACCCAAACAACCCAUAAUGAAAACUGGGAGAUUUUUUUUAAGCAUCCAAAGACAGAAAAAAAAAAGGGAGAAUUUCUUUUAUGUACAAUGCUAGAUGUCUCUCUGUCCCUAAAACAUGCAACUUAGAACGUUCCUAAAAUAUGUUCCCCCUUUCCUCACCUUUCACUUUACAAAUGACCCUAGAUUUGUUUCUAGAGCAGGACAUGAUUUACCCUCAUCGUUCCCCUCAUCAUAUUUGUUUGUAAUCACCAGAGAUGCCUGAGCUCAGUUACGUGAGCAAUUGCUGGUUGUCUUCAGGAGCCUGAGGAGUGUAAGAGCAGAGGUCAGGAAAGCAUGAGAUAGUGUCAGUAUGGCCAAUCAAUGACUGAAACUGGCAGGAACAUAAAGUCAGUUCUUUUAGCUCUAUAGAGAUGGAAUAACAGCGGUGAGAGAUGAACCCCCAAACAUUUUUAGUCACCCCCGAGAUAUUGUUGUCUCCCUCCACAAAUGUGUCAUUCUCAACAACAAUAUGGGGAAACUACAAAUUUUUUAAAUGCCUUGGUGAUACGCUUUCACUGUGGAGCAUGUCAUGAUGGAUGGGUGUACUGGAUUCCAAUGCCGUUUCUACAGUAAAGUGCAAUCUUUGUUGUUUUGUAUUUAUUUGUAUGUUCAGAUCCAAAGGAUCCGUUGUAAAAAUAUAUAUAUAAAUAUAUAUAUAUCCAGUGCAAUCAACUUUCAUUUCUUUUUCCUUGAAAUCAUAAGAAUAUAUAGAAAGAGAAGUUACAGUACUUUAUGGGAAAAUCCCUGCUGAUGUCAUGGAGAGAACAAGGUCUGCUUCAGAAUCUUUAUCAUCAAUUCUCACUAUUUCCUCUGAAAGUCAGUUUAUACAAGGAAUUUUGCUUUCCUUAUACCUGUUUUUCAUUUAUUUUUUAUUUCUAGCCAAAAUAAAAGCAUUUAUGAGAACUAUAAGUAAAGCUUUCUGUGUUUCAGAAAGACACAAACUAUUAGAAAGUGAAAAGUGAAUAAAUAAGUCACAGAGAAUGUAAAUUUUGUACAGUAUUAGAAUGUAUAAAUGAAGCUUGCUCGAAGGAAAAAACUUUAA